CCGGCUGCUGACCCGUACCGCGGCGCGCCCCGUGGGUCGUCAUGCAGCGGCUGCUCGGUCCUCCCUUGAAGGCCCUGAUGGGCAACCGUGGUCUCCGGCUGCUGUCUCCCAGGGCCGCGCCUGGAGCGCAGUGUGGCUGCAGCUGUGGCAUGAGACUCCCUUGGAAGCCAGGGCGAUACAGUACCAUCUCCGAAGUAGCCUUGCCAUCUGGAAGGGGUGGAAUGUCCCUCGCCUCGAAGGCCGCUGAGCGAGUGGUGGGCCGCUGGCUCCUGGUCUGCAGUGGGACGGUGGCUGGAGCAGUCAUCCUCGGUGGUGUGACCAGGCUAACAGAGUCUGGCCUCUCUAUGGUAGACUGGCAUUUAAUAAAGGAAAUGAAGCCACCUACAAGCCAAGAAGAGUGGGAAGAAGAAUUCCAAAAAUACCAGCAAUUUCCAGAAUUUAAAAUCCUGAAUCAUAACAUGACGUUAGCAGAAUUCAAGUUCAUCUGGUACAUGGAGUACUCGCAUCGAAUGUGGGGUCGCAUGGUAGGCCUUGCAUACAUUCUGCCCGCUGCCUACUUUUGGAAAAAGGGCUGGCUCAGCCGUGGCAUGAAGGGACGUGUUCUUGCCCUCUGUGGCUUAGUCUGCUUCCAGGGUCUGUUGGGAUGGUAUAUGGUGAAAAGUGGAUUAGAAGAAAAACCUGACUCCUAUGACAUCCCUCGGGUUAGCCAAUACCGCCUUGCUGCCCACCUGGGGUCAGCCCUUGUUUUGUAUUGUGCCAGCCUGUGGACCUCACUGUCACUGCUGCUUCCUCAACACAAGUUGCCUGAAACCCGUCAACUCCUGCAGUUGAGACGAUUCGCUCAUGGAACAGCAGGUUUAGUGUUCCUCACGGCUCUCUCAGGAGCUUUUGUGGCAGGGCUAGAUGCUGGACUUGUUUACAACUCCUUCCCCAAAAUGGGAGACUCCUGGAUCCCAGAGGACCUCUUCACCUUUUCCCCCAUCCUGAGGAAUGUCUUUGAGAAUCCCACCAUGGUGCAGUUUAACCACCGGGUUCUGGGGAUCACUUCAGUCACUGCCAUUACGCUGCUCUACUUCCUGUCGCGGAGAAUGCCCCUGCCCCGAAGGACCCGGAUGGCAGCAGUAACCCUGCUGGCUUUGGCAUACACACAGGUGGGUUUGGGCAUUAGCACUCUGCUGAUGUAUGUCCCAACUGCAUUGGCUGCCACUCACCAGUCGGGCUCCUUGGCUCUUCUCAGUGGUGCCCUUUGGCUCAUGAAUGAACUCCGAAGAGUCCCCAAGUAAUCCACAGAGGAUCAGCUUCUCAAGAUGGAGACAGACAUUUUCCAUCUAUUGUGGCUCACGCCCCAAGUACCUGUAACAGGCAGAACUGGACAGGCUACAGUCAGAACCCAGAACUCAAGCCCCGUGGGUGGCACAGACCGGAGCACUUGGCCAUCACCUGCUGCCUCUAAGGCUGCACCUCAGCAGGAAGCUGGACUCAAAGUGGAGUUGCAGCACUUGAACUUGAACCAAGCGGUAAUCUAACUGCUACAUCAUAUGUUGUUUUAAUUCAGUGAUUUGGAUUAAAACAUUGAAUGUAAAGACGAAGGAAUCCAGCAUUACUAACAACAGAUGA
Ochotona princeps (American pika) is the source of this 1617-nucleotide messenger RNA. RefSeq names its product cytochrome c oxidase assembly protein COX15 homolog (gene COX15). Gene Ontology annotation, cellular component: mitochondrial inner membrane. Lineage: Eukaryota; Metazoa; Chordata; Mammalia; Lagomorpha; Ochotonidae. Gene Ontology annotation, biological process: heme A biosynthetic process. Bases 42 to 1283 code for a protein of 413 amino acids. The transcript is spliced from 9 exons. Gene Ontology annotation, molecular function: oxidoreductase activity, acting on NAD(P)H, heme protein as acceptor. The record is from RefSeq and is a predicted model, not a curated record.